CGGCGGCGACGACACGUCGUCCCCAUCAACUGACUAUCGAACGAUCGCGCGCACGUCAGAUGAACGCGCUACUGUAUUGGAGUUUGUUCGCUCACCCGUUCCGUUUGUCUGCCGCACGUCCGCUCGUUUACACUUUUUCUCACAGUAUACGUUUUACCGCGCACUCCGCGAAAAUGACCACAAUCGGCUUGGACUCCAUACCGACAUGGCCCAUAUACUUCGAACAGGUUUUGAACGGCACGAUUAGACCCAGUGUUUUAAAAUCUCUCAAUGGUCCAAAACCAAAUGUUAAUAAGAAAUUAAAUGAUAAAGUCUCUAUUUAUCAAGGCGAUAUUACUAAACUGGCUUUGGAUGUAAUUGUGAAUGCAGCCAAUAAUGAAUUGAUUGGUGGUGGUGGAGUUGACGGUGCUAUUCAUAGAGCUGCUGGAAGUAAGCUCAAGGAAGAAUGUUUAACAUUGAAUGGAUGUAAAAUGGGUUGCGCUAAAAUCACUAAAGGAUAUAAGCUUCCAGCAAAGUAUGUUAUUCAUACAGUUGGACCAAGAGGAGAACAACAAGACAAACUACAAACAGCAUAUGAAAGUUGCUUGAAUUUAGCUGUUGAAAAAAAGUUAAGAACAAUUGCUUUUCCGUGCAUUUCAACUGGUGUUUAUGGUUAUCCACAAGAAGAAGCAGCUAUAGUUGCAUUGAGAGUUAUAAGGGACUUUUUAGAACAUGAUCAUAAUUUGAUUGAACGUAUAAUCUUCUGCGUAUUUCUUGAUGAAGACAAAGAAUAUUAUGAGAAGUAUCUUCCAUUGUUUUUCCCACUUGAAUAAAGUUAUUUUAAUAUAAAGGUUAAUUACAACUUGAUAUGAAAUCAUACUUAAUACACUUAUUUAUAUUUUUUUUUUUU
Molecule: messenger RNA, 889 nt
Organism: Sipha flava (yellow sugarcane aphid)
Lineage: Eukaryota; Metazoa; Arthropoda; Insecta; Hemiptera; Aphididae
Product: macro domain-containing protein CT2219-like
Exons: 7
Coding region: 60-812 (250 amino acids)
Biological process (GO): purine nucleoside metabolic process; peptidyl-glutamate ADP-deribosylation; DNA damage response
Cellular component (GO): nucleoplasm
Molecular function (GO): ADP-ribosylglutamate-[protein] hydrolase activity
Source: RefSeq, a predicted model, not a curated record